AUGGAGCAGGAGGGGCUCUCCCGACCUCCUCGGCCUUUGGCCGGGGACAAAAGCAGACGGGACCAAGGUCUGUAUUGCGCUUACCAUCGAGAUGUGGGGCACGAUACGGAGGACUGCCGUCAUCUCAAGAAAGACAUUGAGAAAUUGAUCAAACGAGGCCAUCUUGGGCAGUUCGUACGGGAGGAACGAGCUGACCAGCAACGAGGAAGGCCCAGGUCGGAACGUCCGGGCUACCCCCGGGACCGGUCUCAGGGGCCUCGCGACCGAACUCCCGAGCAGGAAAUACAGAACCUGGCGGGGGUGAUUAACACUAUUGCUGGAGGACCUGCUGGCGGAGAUAGCCAUACAGCUCGGCGGCACAAUCGCCCCCCUCCCACGGGGGAGAGUUCGGCCAAGCGAUUGAAGAUAUAUGAAGAAAUAAUCUAUGGACCAGAGGACGCGGUCCCUUUGGCCUCCAAUAACCAUGAAGCCAUUGUGAUAGAGGUCAUCACCUGUAAUUUCAAGGUGAAGAAGGUGUACAUAGACAACGGAAGUGCCAUAGACGUGCUGUAUUACAAGACCUUUAAGGAGCUGCAGCUGGAGGAUAAGCAGCUCGUGCCGGUUCGAACCCCGUUGAUCGGUUUUGCAGGUCCUCCUGUAAGACCGGAAGGGAUGAUUACUCUCAUGGUUAUGGUGGGGGUGUCCCCGAAGUGCCGAACGGUCCCGGUAAACUUCGCGGUGGUUAAGGAGCCGUCGUCCUACAAUAUGAUUCUUGGACGACCCACGCUGAAUGCCCUCCGAGCUAUUUGCUCCACCUUGCACCUCAGUAUGAAGUUUCCUACCUCUGCUGGGGUAGCUGAGGUGCUGGGAGAUCCGGAGGUGGCGAGAGCGUGUUAUAUUGCCACCCUCAAGGGCAAAGAGAAAUUGGUAGCUCAGACAAUUUGUCUAGAAUCCUGGGAACCCCUGGAGAAGGGGGAAAGAUUGGAGACAGACGAGGGGUUGGCCGAGCUGCCCGUCCAAUCCGGCCGGCCCGAGCGCACAGUAAAGGUCGGCACCGGUCUGGGUGAGCUGAUCAGGAGUUCUUUGGAAUCGCUCUUGGUGGAAUACGCAGAGAUUUUUGCUUAG
This is a messenger RNA of Coffea eugenioides, 1104 nucleotides long. RefSeq lists its product as uncharacterized. The record is from RefSeq and is a predicted model, not a curated record. Bases 1 to 1104 code for a protein of 367 amino acids. The transcript has a single exon. NCBI's taxonomy places the organism in Eukaryota, Viridiplantae, Streptophyta, Magnoliopsida, Gentianales, Rubiaceae.